Penicillium pulvis is the source of this 1326-nucleotide messenger RNA. Its product is annotated as 3-keto-steroid reductase. NCBI's taxonomy places the organism in Eukaryota, Fungi, Ascomycota, Eurotiomycetes, Eurotiales, Aspergillaceae. The transcript has 2 exons. Bases 1 to 1326 code for a protein of 441 amino acids. The record is from RefSeq and is a predicted model, not a curated record. Gene Ontology annotation, biological process: ergosterol biosynthetic process. Gene Ontology annotation, cellular component: lipid droplet; mitochondrial outer membrane; endoplasmic reticulum membrane. Gene Ontology annotation, molecular function: 3-beta-hydroxysteroid 3-dehydrogenase (NADP+) activity.
AUGAAGGAACACAAGGCUUUCCAUAACCCGGAAGACACAUAUGUCCUGGUAACAGGCGCAAACAGCGGCCUAGGGUACUCAAUUUGCUGUCGCCUCGCCAAUGACUUCCUAAAAACCCAUCCACAACCCGCAUGCCUGAACAUCAUCUUUACAACCCGUAGCGCUCGCAAAGCUCAAGACACAACCCGCCGCCUCGAAGCCGACCUCCGCAAAAUUGCCCCCUCCUCCGCGGACUUCUCGCGCGUGCGCUUCCUCCCGGAAAGUGUCGAUCUCGGCUCCCUUAUUUCCGUCCGCGCCUGCUCCCGCAGAGUCAAUUCCACCUUCCCUAAACUCGAUGCCAUCAUCCUGAACGCCGGCAUUGGCGGCUGGUCUGGUCUCGACUGGCCCGCCGCGGUUUGGGGUGUCUGCACCGACCUCAUAUACCAGGUGACAUGGCCCACAUACAAGCUCUCGCCCGUGGGCGUGUUGACGGACAAACAGACAUCGAGCAAGGGACUGCAGGAAUCCGCACUGGGCUCGGUGUUUUGCGCCAAUGUAUUUGGGCACUAUAUGCUUGCGCAUAAUGUGGCGCCGCUGCUGAAGCGCGCAAAGGCGCCAGAUGGGCCUGGACGUGUGGUCUGGGUGAGCAGUAUCGAGGCGACGAUCAAGUGUUUCGAUGUUCAAGAUAUCCAGGGAUUGCGCAAUGCUAAGCCUUAUGAGUCUUCUAAGGCGCUAACGGACAUUUUGGCUUUAACCUCUGAUUUGCCUAGUACAGCACCGUGGGCGGUGGAUAGUUUCUUGGGCUCUGAUGAUGCCAACAAGGGCAUCAAGGAAGAGUCUGGUACGCCUACGAUACAUGUGGCCCACCCUGGUAUAUGUGCUACAUCUAUCGUCCCGCUUGCCCUGCCCCUUAUCUGGGCAAUGGUGAUUGCAUUUUGGGCCGCGCGCAUGCUGGGAUCUCCAUGGCAUACCAUGUCUACCUAUCUCGGCGCCAGCUCUCCCGUUUUUCUUGCUCUGUCGUCUAAAGCUGCACUUGAUGCUGCUGAGGAGCCAUACCGCCAGGCUGGUGGUGGAAAACCGAAAUGGGGCUCGUCUGCUUCGCGGAGUGGCGUGGGAAGUGUAAUUUGUACAGAAAUCGACGGUUGGGGUUAUGGUGGAGUUGUUGGUGCUGCCGUUGUUGAGGCUGAUCGACGAAGACUUCGAAAACGAGGAGCUGCCGAUCUUACCGCGGAGCAGAAGGAGAAUUUCGAGCAGCUUGGGCGUCAGUGUUGGAAGGAGAUGGAGGAGUUGAGAAUUCAGUGGGAUGCGAUCUUGGAUGAGGCUGAGAAGGCGCAGAAUGCUCAGUGA